Molecule: messenger RNA, 537 nt
Organism: Acanthosepion pharaonis
Lineage: Eukaryota; Metazoa; Mollusca; Cephalopoda; Sepiida; Sepiidae
Source: the annotation of a GenBank genome assembly
AUGAACGAAUUCUGUGCUAACGAACAUCAAGCUUUGCAUUUUUUUUUUACUCCUGCAAACCUUUAUAAAACAACGAGAUAUUUCAGAAAUCUAUCACUCCAGCAUCCUGCUUUUAACCUCAAGAUGCUGGCCAAAGAAGUGAAUAACCAUAUAGAGGAAUUGCAACUGCAGAAUGCUGCUUCUGCUGCUGAACUGUCAAUGCAUUCUUCCCCCACAGUGACACCUGCAGUGAGCAGCAACCGUCGCAAACCUUCUGCAUGCAAUAUCUGUGGUAAAGUAUUCAGUCGCUAUGAUAAUUUGGAGCGUCACCGUCGCACUCACCAGGUUGUGAAGGAAACAGUUCCAGCCUUUGUCAGGCAUCAGGAUCACAUCAUAUUUCACCAAGUCUUCCUGGAACUGGUCUUUUCAACUGUGACGUCUGCUGGAAAGCCUUUUCUCAGACUCCACAUGGAAAUAUCCACAAGCGUAUACAUGCAGCUGUGUUGCCUUACCAGUGCCAAAUAUGUGGCAAGUCUUUCUCGAGACGAGAUAACCUAA